Vitrella brassicaformis is the source of this 1098-nucleotide messenger RNA. The record is from the annotation of a GenBank genome assembly. Lineage: Eukaryota; Vitrellaceae.
UUCCCUCCCCCUUUGUAUGUUCUUAAUUGUUAGAAACGACUGUAGUUCUUAAUAAGGGGUACCAAGAGCUCAUCAACCCUGCCGACAUUGUUCCCGUCCUCGUCAACUACAAUGGCAUUCGACUUGACCUUUCUAAAGAACAGGGGGUGUCUGCUGCUAAUCAAUUCCGCCAACUUGGUGAGUUUUAGCUUAUGGAAACACAGUGGCCCCAGUGGUGAGCAACGCCGAGCGCUCCCGUAGCCGCAGGCAUCUCUUGAGCCUUUCCAGCAGAGGCGGGUAUCGCAGAAUUCUUCUUGGAUGUCUGGAUCAAGCUGUCCAACGUGGUCAGUGCGGAGGCCGCCGUUUACCUGUAAUGCAUGAACAUGUGAGGACGCCUCUGACCGUGAAACAUAGCUGCCUACUUGUCUCCAUAUCUCUCGGUUGCCAAGUGUACGGCGAAGAACAUGGUGUGGAAACCAUUCAUCGGACAUUCCUGUCAUCUUGCCGGAUCGGCGUCGUGGCGCACGGUGAGAACGUGUACGAUCAAGGCCCUGUGCGGCCACAAUUGUCGCAUGAUAUCGAUUGUAGAUUCGCCACUGCAUGUGCUUGACAUCUACACACAAAAAUGACGGGAGAUAUUGCUGCACUUCCUUUCCGCCUGUAAGAUACCAUAUCCAUCCCUUUCCGCAUCUUGACACGUCAGGUUCUGGCUCCCUGCUUCGUCUGCCACUUCUCGGUCGGGUUCCAUCUCCCACAGUCGACGUGGAUUGUAGCUGAGUACAGCAUAAAACGUAAACCCGACUGGCUACACGUCUAUCCUUCAUACCAGAAUCUGGAUGUCGGCAGACCACUUUCGCUCACUCGAUGCUCAAACAAAACGUCAUACAACACGUCAGGAUGAGCCAGCGGGAUGUGCGAAACACUCAACAGUGCCAUCAUUUGGUUGCACGGGUCAUUCAGAGAGGCUUCCCACAACGAAUUCUCGGCCGCAAUGAAUUCGCCAUAUUUCAUCCGAGCCGGUUUGGCGUGUUUGGUUCGCUUUGACGCAGUCACUCCACUCACAUUGUGAUGCAAAUGGACGUAUACAGCGAACCGUUGCCUGUCGCUGGCCAGGGCGAG